UUCUUAAUAUAAAGUGAUAAGAGAACUGUAUAGUAUUGAAAUUGAAAAUGGAGCCAAUGACUUUGGGUAGUCCGACUCACUCACCAUCAAACAGCCCGAAUGUUGCUUAUUUGCCGCCUUUCCUUUUGGGUGAAAUAAAUCCUCCUACGACUCCUCGUACCAACAGCCUGUCCCCAACGAAAGGCAGGAGUUUAGCUUUUGGUUCACCUACAAGUCCUAGUCAAACAUCGACUCCGGACCAGAAAGCUUACCGCCAGAACAUGUCUAUGCACCAGCAGGCGCUGUAUAACCAUCAGAACAUGUAUCCUAAUGUUCCUACAACCCCUAACAUUUACCCAAGUAUGCCUACAACACCCAACUUAUCCUACACUAGCAAACCAAAUGGACCACCUAUUGAAGACCUCUUUGACACCAUCAAGAGUAAUGAACCGUCUAUGAACAAGUCCCUAUUUCAGGAUAGUUUAUAUGGCAACAAUAAUUCUAUGGCCCAAAAUGGCUAUGGCAAUAUGAAUAAUUCUGUAAAUAAUCAGUCAUUAGCAACUCCAUGGCAAGAUGGGUGUCAGGAACAUGAUGAGUAUUGGGUCACUGUCUUUGGAUUCCCUCCAAAUGCUGCUAAUACUGUGCUGGCAAGGUUCAGUAACUGCGGUGCUAUUUUAGAUAAACAAUAUCCAACCCAAGGCAAUUGGGCUCAUGUACGGUAUGCAACAAGAGCUGAGAAGGAGCGUGCAAUGUCACUCAGUGGGCGGCAAGUGUUGCCUGGAGUGAUGGUUGGUGUUGUUGAAUGUAAGGAGCCCCCAAGGAUUGGUGUUGCUAGCCCUGGCAUUACUUCACCAGAAAGGCAAACUGGCGUCCGAUCGCUAUGUCCGACGCCAAUCGCAAAUGCUCCCGUCCCACAGCGGUCAAGUGGCCUUAUUUCUAAGGCGUUAGACUACGUGCUGGGUUGGUGACAUUCAAGAAAUAAUGUGGUGCGCAAAAUCGGGCCAAUCUAUCGGCGAAUCAGGCGAGCACGCGACCACGUCACUCGCUUACGAUACCGACACAGAGACUUUUUUACAAUGCUUGAUGAAAUGAACCAAUUACAUUUACAUAAUCAUCCUGAGUUAUUUCACAUUAAUGAAAUGUAGUCUGAAUGUGACAUUAUAAUAUAUGAGCAGUCAGUGGCA
Messenger RNA from Spodoptera exigua (beet armyworm), 1163 nucleotides. The record is from the annotation of a GenBank genome assembly. NCBI's taxonomy places the organism in Eukaryota, Metazoa, Arthropoda, Insecta, Lepidoptera, Noctuidae.